CCUCCACCUCCACCUCCGAUGGACAACGCCCAGCAGCAAUCCCAGCCCGCCCCCUACCCGCCACCUCCUCCGCAGCAAGCGGCCGCCGGAGCCCUACCAGCGGCACCGUUUCACCAGCUGCUGCAGCAGCAGCAGCAGCAGCAGCUGCAGAUGUUCUGGUCUUACCAGAGGCAAGAGAUCGAGCAAGCCAAUGACUUCAAGAACCACCAGCUCCCUCUGGCCCGGAUCAAGAAGAUUAUGAAGGCCGACGAGGACGUGCGCAUGAUCUCCGCUGAGGCUCCCAUCCUCUUCGCCAAGGCCUGCGAGCUCUUCAUACUCGAGCUCACCAUCCGCUCCUGGCUCCACGCCGAGGAGAACAAGCGCCGCACCCUCCAAAAGAACGACAUCGCCGCCGCCAUCACCCGCACCGACAUCUUCGACUUCCUCGUCGACAUCGUUCCCCGUGACGAGCUCAAGGACGAGGCUGCCUGCCUCGGCGCCGCCGUGGUUGGGCCGCCGGCGAGCGGGGUCCCCUUCUAUUACCCUCCGAUGGGGCAGCCCGCCGCACCGGGGAUGAUGAUCGGGCGCCCCGCCCUCGACCCCGCCGAAGGAGUCUACGCGCAGCCUCCUCCGCCGUCGCAGGCGUGGCAGAGCGUGUGGCAGACUGGCGCGCCCGACGACGGCGCAUACGGCAAGCCGGGGGAUCUCGAUGGCCAAGGGUAUUGACUGUGUAUCUUCUCUGGUGACGCACAGUUGAAACGAGCAGACUGAUACUAAGGACUUAACAUUAGGAUUUUAUCUGAUGCGGCGAAGGGUUAAUGAGCUUUGCUGAUGUUAACUGGAUUUUUUAUCAACACCAUGCAACUCUUCAUUAUAUUGUGUGUGGGCAAUGUUGGUUAGAAAAUGUAUUGACUUCCACCAAAAACUUGUGAGGACUCAGAUAACUUAUUGAGUGCAGCAACAGAAUGGCUGCUAUGACUCAGAUAACUUUAUGAGAAGUUGACUUAUGAUUAUCAAUGGAAGUGGAAGGUACAUUUCUUUCUCCCUUCUAAUCUUCAAUUUGGCUUC
Rhodamnia argentea is the source of this 1047-nucleotide messenger RNA. Its product is annotated as nuclear transcription factor Y subunit C-1. The record is from RefSeq and is a predicted model, not a curated record. NCBI's taxonomy places the organism in Eukaryota, Viridiplantae, Streptophyta, Magnoliopsida, Myrtales, Myrtaceae. The coding region runs from base 19 to 705 and encodes 228 amino acids. Gene Ontology annotation, biological process: regulation of DNA-templated transcription. Gene Ontology annotation, molecular function: DNA binding; DNA-binding transcription activator activity, RNA polymerase II-specific; protein heterodimerization activity. Gene Ontology annotation, cellular component: nucleus. The transcript has 2 exons.